Messenger RNA from Mandrillus leucophaeus (drill), 2301 nucleotides. It is a transcript of the gene SLC29A2, whose product is annotated as solute carrier family 29 (equilibrative nucleoside transporter), member 2. The record is from RefSeq and is a predicted model, not a curated record. Gene Ontology annotation, cellular component: plasma membrane; basolateral plasma membrane. Gene Ontology annotation, biological process: uridine transmembrane transport; guanine transport; adenine transport. The transcript is spliced from 12 exons. Lineage: Eukaryota; Metazoa; Chordata; Mammalia; Primates; Cercopithecidae. Gene Ontology annotation, molecular function: nucleoside transmembrane transporter activity. Bases 342 to 1352 code for a protein of 336 amino acids.
CGCGGGACAGCUACCACCUGGUCGGGAUCAGCUUCUUCAUCCUGGGGCUGGGCACCCUCCUUCCCUGGAACUUCUUCAUCACCGCCAUCCCGUACUUCCAGGUGCGACUGGUCGGGGCCAGCAACAGCACAACCAGGAUCCUGAGCACCAACCACACAGGCCCGGAGGAUGCCUUCAACUUCAACAAUUGGGUGACGCUGCUGUCCCAGCUGCCCCUGCUGCUCUUCACCCUUCUCAACUCCUUCCUGUACCAGUGCAUCCCGGAGACGGUGCGCAUUCUGGGCAGCCUGCUGGCCAUACUGCUGCUCUUUGCCCUGACGGCAGCGUUGGUCAAGGUGGACAUGAGCCCAGGACCCUUCUUCUCCAUCACCAUGGCCUCCGUCUGCUUCAUCAACUCCUUCAGUGCAGUCCUACAGGGCAGCCUCUUCGGGCAGCUGGGCACCAUGCCCUCCACCUACAGCACUCUCUUCCUCAGCGGCCAGGGCCUGGCUGGGAUCUUUGCUGCCCUUGCCAUGCUCCUGUCCAUGGCCAGUGGCGUGGACGCCCAGACCUCCGCCCUGGGGUACUUUAUCACGCCCUGUGUGGGCAUCCUCAUGUCCAUCAUGUGUUACCUGAGCCUGCCUCACCUGAAGUUUGCCCGCUACUACCUGGCCAAUAAACCAUCCCAGGCCCAAGCUCAGGAGCUGGAGACCAAAGCUGAGCUCCUCCAGUCUGAUGAGAACGGGAUUCCCGAUAGUUCCCAGAAGGUAGCUCUGACCCUGGAUCUUGACCUGGAGAAGGAGCCGGAAUCAGAGCCAGAUGAGCCCCAGAAGUCAGGAAAACCUUCAGUCUUCGUUGUCUUCCAGAAGAUCUGGCUGACAGCGCUGUGCCUUGUGUUGGUCUUCACAGUCACCCUGUCCGUCUUCCCUGCCAUCACAGCUAUGGUGACCAGCUCCACCAGUCCCGGGAAGUGGAGUCAGUUCUUCAACCCCAUCUGCUGCUUCCUCCUCUUCAACAUCAUGGACUGGCUGGGACGGAGCCUGACCUCUUACUUCCUGUGGCCAGAUGAGGACAGCCGGCUGCUGCCCCUGCUGGUCUGCCUGCGGUUCCUGUUCGUGCCCCUCUUCAUGCUGUGCCACGUGCCCCAGAGGUCCCGGCUGCCCACCCUCUUCCCACAGGAUGCCUACUUCAUCACCUUCAUGCUGCUGUUUGCCAUUUCUAAUGGCUACCUGGUGUCCCUCACCAUGUGCUUGGCGCCCAGGCAGGUGCUGCCACACGAGAGGGAGGUGGCUGGUGCCCUCAUGACCUUCUUCCUGGCCCUGGGACUUUCCUGUGGAGCCUCCCUCUCCUUCCUCUUCAAGGCGCUUCUCUGAAGUGGCCCCUCCGGGCUCUUGGGCAGCCUCUUCUCAACGUCUCCUUCUGAAGCUGAGAUCCAGCCCAGGGCGAAUGGCGAGCUUGGCUUAGGCCUCUGCUGGGUGGAGGCCUCUGGGCCUGGGGCUACCAGCAGGGGGCAGGAGCUGCUCUUCAUCCACUUGGAGUGCUGCGGGGAAGAAUUCAUCACCGGUCAUUCUAAUCCUCACCCAGGAAUGGGGGUGACUUGCACAAGACCUCAUGGAAAGGGUGAUGUCUAGAGAAGAGAGGGUGCAGGGCAUGGCCGCUCCCCACCACCAGGUCUGCAUUUGUUCAUCAUCACCAGGAGCAGAGGCAACCAGAGGGUUCAGAGUGGGAGGUGGGGCCAGCCCAGGGCAGGAGCUCCUCGUCCUCCCAGGCCUCAGCGACCCAGGGUAAAAGGUGCCAGGGAAGUUGCGGGGACCUGGAAGAAGAAACAGGUGUUGAGGACCUGAGAGUGCUCAAAGGGCCAGGCUCAGCCUCAAGCAGUGUUUUCAUUGCCAACACUUACUGUCCCCACUCCACAGAGCCCAGCUGGGCCUGGGCCCCAGAGCCACAGCUAGCCUGCAUGUGUGCACUGCACUUUACAGUUUGCAAACCUCUUCCAUACCCACUCUCUCACCGAAGCCUAAUUGAGGCCCUUGAAAGGAGCUGGGCAAGGAUUGUGCUUCCCCCAUUAUACAGGUGAGGAAACUGAGUCCUGGGGAAAGUGACUGGUCCGUGGUAGAGCCGGGAUCCAACCCCAUCUCCCUCCUCCCUGUAGGUGCUGUUCUUCCUGCCCAACACCUGUUUCUGUUUUCCUCAAGGGGUUCGGGGCAGGAGCCCUGGGCACUUACUCCCACUUUUUGCUGUUUCUCCUUCGGACCCUGCUCUUGGGUCUAAUAACAACCCCAUUUAUUUGUAUGAUGCGUUCACCAAGUCUUUAUUUCCGAA